UGAUCUUUUGAUAUUGUAUGCGUAACUGGUGAAUGAGCACUGUACUCAUACUAUCUAUAUCAAAUACGCCUAAGAUAUUCCAACAAACAGAAAUUAUUAACAAUCACUUCAUCUGUAGAAAGUUCUCAUAAAUACUUUCUCAAAAGAUAUAGAGAAUGUUAAGAGUAUUAGGCGAGCACGUAAUAUUUGCUUAUAAAAUCAAGUAACAGACUCACUAACAGUUUCAUAAAUUAAUAAAGUUGGCAAAAAAUAAAUAUUUUCAAAAGCCAGGUGAUAAGAUGUGAAGGUGUAAAUUACCCUCGGUAAGUAUUAGCGCUGCUCACAGCAAAACAUUUCGUUCAACGCCGCGAGUUCGUACAGUUCACCAUGAGUUUAGUGGGCAAAGUUGUAAUUGUAACCGGAGCGAGUUCGGGCAUUGGUGCUGCGACGGCAGAGGCUUUUGCCAAGGAAGGUGCGAAAGUGGUGCUCAUAGGACGAAAUGAAGCGAAUUUGAAGGCUACAGAAGCGGCCUGUAAAGCUGUCAACAACAAAGCUAAACUUCUAUUAAUCGCUGCUGAUGUCACGGUGGACGCGGAACGCAUUAUAAACACAACAAUUGACCAUUUUGGACAAUUGGAUGUGCUGGUCAAUAACGCGGGUAUUUUUGAAAUUGGUAACAUAUUGGAUGUUGAUGUCGAUCAAUAUGAUAGAAUUUUCAAUACAAAUGUGCGUUCCGUCUUCCUUUUAACUAAAUUUGCUGCGCCACACUUGAUCAGCAGCAAGGGUAAUAUCGUGAAUGUCUCUAGCGUCUCAAGUUUGCGUUCUAACCGUGGUAUGUCCACCUAUUGCAGCGCGAAGGCAGCACUGGAUCAAUUGACUAGAUGUAUUGCCUUGGAUUUGGCGCCGCAAAAUGUACGUGUAAAUUCUGUUAAUCCGGGCGUUAUUGUGACCGGUAUUCAUAGAAGUCUUGGCUCAUCGCCGGCGGAACUUGACGAAUUUUAUGUGCGUUCUAAGGAAAUGCAUCCACUUGGUCGUGUUGGAGAACCAAAGGAAGUAGCCCAUGCUAUUAUUUUCUUAGCUAGUGACAGCACUAGGUUUAUAACGGGUGCAAGUAUGCCGAUCGACGGUGGCAGGCAUGCCUUUAGCUCUUUUUAAUUAUUGAUUAAAAUGUAUUUUUUUAAAUUGUUAAAUAAAUAUGAAAUAUAAAUAAUAAAUUAUACUGUGUCUUGCAAUUAACAUUAGUAACGGUUACGUUUACAUAUACAUUGGGUAGUAGAAAACGUGUUUUCAUAUUUGUCAAGAGAUGUUGAUAUCAAUAGAUUCGACUACCCAAUAUUUGCGAUAUCGAUUGAAUAUUUUAGCAUGUUCUUUUUAAAGGAAUUUCGAAACAUUUUACAUUUUACUCCGUAAUUUUUUGUCAAUGAAACAAAAAUAUAUAUUUCCUUAAGGCAUAUCGAGCAAGAAACUCUGCUCGCUGUCGAGUGGCUCUGUAUCAAAUUAAUGUUGAAACCUGAUUUAAGAAAUGUCUUGCACUAAAAGCUGAGUUUUUAUUCAUUUUUUCCCAUUAGUCCGAUUUAAAUACAAACUUUUGAUUAUUAUAGCAUUUAAAUCCAAACAAUAGCUGCUAUUUUUAGAACCAUCAAUUAUUUGUAGAACCAUGGAGUGCAAUCUCAGAUUCACUUUUAGCCAUAAAAUAACACAAAGAAGGCCUCAAAGUGACUGCAAUUAAGCAUAAAAACAAAUACAAACGCGAAAAGAUUUUUCUUUUUAGACUUUUGCAGACAUUCAUUCAAUGUGAUAAAUUGCUUUGGCGAGAUAAAAAUCGCAGAACAAUUGAGUGAUUGGAAACGAAGAACAUACACACAGAUACUUAUAUGCAGACUGACUGCGAAUGCAAAAAUUGUAGCUGCAACAAUGGCAGGCAAGCAGCUGCUGACCACAAACAUGCACUGGAAAAAAUAUGCGAAAAAAUUGCGUUUGGUGGUAAUGGCAAAAACACAGAGAAAAAUGGAGACAGCAAUAAUAAAAGAAAAUAUGCAGAAAACGACAAGAAACCAAGACACUGCAGACGCACCUAAAAACAACCCUCAGUUAGCUAAGCGACGCGGCUGCGCAGCUCACCUCAAUGCGCACUCAAAGGUGCAAAGCAGUAAAGGUCUACAAGUCCACAUACCAAGCCACCAAACCAAACCAAAUGUGCUAUCGCAUGUGUGUGUGUGUGUAUGUGUUGCAUAUGUAUGUAUGUAUGUGUUGUAGCAAUAGCAGCUCGAGGCAGGAUGGUAAUUUUUCAAGCUCAAUACAAUCUGUGCGCGCUCUGGCUUUAGCCGCUGAUAAUGCUAGGCGAUUAUGUUGCUGACCAUUCAACUUCUUUGCAUCUCACAGCCCAUAAAGCAGCUGAGCAUGGCUGAAAAACAAAGGCAGCAGCAAACAGCACAUCAGCAAGAACAAGAACAAGAACAAUGGAAUGUGCAGCGAGUCAGUCUGCAGUGCUAGUGCUUGGGUGUGUAUGCAGACUAGCGGCAGACGUCUGUAGCGGCCAAGCAAAUAAGCUGUAGGCCGAGGCUUAUUUUUCGGAACGCCGUUGGGCGACGUGCGACCUUGAGUGUUUUUUCUCGCAUUCAAUUCUACUUUUUUUUCUUUUGUUAUCUAUUAUUA
This is a messenger RNA of Bactrocera latifrons, 2634 nucleotides long. RefSeq lists its product as uncharacterized. The coding region runs from base 367 to 1134 and encodes 255 amino acids. The record is from RefSeq and is a predicted model, not a curated record. Lineage: Eukaryota; Metazoa; Arthropoda; Insecta; Diptera; Tephritidae. Gene Ontology annotation, molecular function: oxidoreductase activity. The transcript has a single exon.